AUGCCACCAUCGAUGCAGCACGACGCCCUCUUUUUUCUGGCCUUGUCCAGGAGCCUGGAGCAUCGCUUUUCAGCAAGCUCAUGGAAGACUUACGCGGGGGUCUCCUUAGACCGGGUGAGCUACGAUCACGACAGUCGUUCGUCCCUUCCACCACAUGGACGCCGACAAUCCGACAACAUGGGGCUGUGUGUCGACAACGAGUUCAUGGCUACAUGCCCGAGGGAACCCUUCUUCCAUUUCGAAGGUAGCGGAACCGCGCACGCCGAAAAGCUGAUACUGAACUGGUUACGCGGUCUGAUUAACACUUCAAAAUGGCCGCCAGCGGACGGACAAAUGCACACAUUACAUCUGUUCACAGUCUUAUCUCCUUGUAGUGGAUGCAUCCAUUUUUUGGAGAGUUUUCUACGUCUCCUCCGGGAGAAGGGACUGAUGUGGAGAAUCUGGUUUGUCCUAGGAUAUUCAAAAGAGUACACGCCAUGUAAACCCAGUACGCCGCUAGCAAAACGAUUUUAUUCUGGUCCAGAUGUAACCAUUCCUUGGCUUUAUGAACUCCCACGUUAUUAUCCUAACUUCAGAGUGAUGAAAAUUUAAUAGAAUCUAAUCAUAAUAAUAGAGUUGACAUUUAUUAAGAUUGUAAUGAUAGUUUGUGUCAAAAUAGGUAGGAUUUGCGGAAGGAAAUGGAAAUUCGUAUUGAAAUAGAACCUUCGUUGCUUUUUGAAAGACCAGUGGAAUCGAGCGGCUAGAUGGACCUGAAUUGCCGGUUUCUCGAGACCGAUAUGUAGUUCUUGCGGGAAUGAUAAUUUGCCUCCUGGCCUGCAAGUCCGUUAUGAAAUGAUUGUAAAAAAGGAUUGCUUUUACUUUUAACGAUUAUCGUUGUUUUGAGACUAUAUCAACAAAAAUUCAACGGAGAAGAAUCGAGAGGUGUGAUCAUUAUUACAAAUAAUGACCUCUGAUAUCAU
Messenger RNA from Strongylocentrotus purpuratus (purple sea urchin), 959 nucleotides. RefSeq lists its product as uncharacterized. The record is from RefSeq and is a predicted model, not a curated record. Bases 1 to 591 code for a protein of 196 amino acids. Lineage: Eukaryota; Metazoa; Echinodermata; Echinoidea; Camarodonta; Strongylocentrotidae. The transcript is spliced from 2 exons.